Molecule: messenger RNA, 2960 nt
Organism: Megalobrama amblycephala (Wuchang bream)
Lineage: Eukaryota; Metazoa; Chordata; Actinopteri; Cypriniformes; Xenocyprididae
Product: adhesion G-protein coupled receptor G2-like
Exons: 7
Coding region: 226-903 (225 amino acids)
Biological process (GO): adenylate cyclase-activating G protein-coupled receptor signaling pathway; cell surface receptor signaling pathway
Cellular component (GO): membrane
Molecular function (GO): G protein-coupled receptor activity
Source: RefSeq, a predicted model, not a curated record
UACAUCAAUUAUGAAUUGUUGCUUGAAAAGAGUUUUUAAAAAAGUUCUAUUUUUGUGUUCCAGUGAAAAUAUAACAGCAUAAGAGACAUUUUUGAGUGAACUUUUAUUUUAAUUUAGUUUUUUUAUCUAUUGUAUUCACACAUUUUUAUUUGAUUUGCUCUAUUUUUUAUUUAGGAUGAAACUAAAAAAUACACUGUUUUGAACAAUGAGGUUUAUGGAAUAACGAUGAGGGCCAACAUCUCCAACCUUACCAACAAUAUAGAAAUGUUCUUUACACAGAAAGAUCUGGUCGGUGAGGCAUCCUGCAGAUCUUGGGAUGGAAAAGGAAAUCUUACAUGGACAACGUCCGGCUGUGAGACAGUAAAAAUCAACAACACCAUAAAGUGCUCGUGUUCACAUCUGACGUUCUUUGCAGUGCUGAUGUCUCCUCCAGAUGUAAACGCAAACAUCACAGAUUAUGUGGAUUCAUUGAGCUUCAUCACUUCUAUUGGCUGCGGCAUCUCCAUGUUUUUUCUGUCCGUUGCUCUGUUCAUGCAUUUCCUGUUACGGAAAGCCAAAUCAAAUCAGGCCACGAAGAUCUUGAUCAACAUGUUUGUGGCUUUGUUUCUCCUGAAUUUAUCCUUUUUGUCAAACGAGAGCGUCGCCAACACAGAAGUCAAGUCUGCGUGUGUCUUCAUAGCGCUACUCAUGCAUUACUCCAUGCUGACUACAUUCACCUGGUUCUUCAUUCAAGCUCUUCAUAUGUACUUAUGGCUCAUCAGACAGAACGUCACCAUCACAAACUACAUGAGGAAGAUCACCGUGUUCGGCUGGAGUGAGUUAUAUGAACAAAACACCUUUUAUAGUGAUACUUUAAGAACAGCAAAGACCAGCAUGUCAGACUGUAAACUCGAGAUCACCUGAGAGGGAAAAAAAAAAUCAACUUUUGUGGUGUUUUUGUCCUUUUCUUGAGCUGUUAAGAGCAUCUGAAAACUUAAAAUCAAUUUAUUUCCGUCAGUGUUACUUAACAUUUUAUUCUAGUUUUUAUUCAUAUUUUGAAUCAGUUUUAAUGUAAUUUCAUAUGUUCAGUUUUCAUUUUAAUUGUAGUUGAAGUUUAAAGUAUUGUAUCUGUUUUAAAUAUUUAUAUAUUGGUGUUGUAAUUUUUUUCCAUUUUUUGGAUUUUUAAAAAGAAUGUCUAUAUAGUUUUUUUUAUUAUUAAUUUUUACUUUAGUUUUAGUUAUUUGUUGCCUUGGUAACAAAUUAAGUAUUUUUUUUAUAUGUUUUGUUCAGUUAAUAUUUAUUACAGUAACAAUUUUUAUGGUUUUGGUUUAAGUAAACUACAAUAACCCUGGUCUCGUGUGUUUUCAGCGUUUCCGACUCCUAUAGUCAUAGCUGUUGUUUCUGUAGGAGGAUAUAAAACAGUGAUUAUAAACUCAACGUCUGGAAAAAACACACAAAUGUGCUGGAUUACAGAUCCUUUAAUUCACUACAUAGUGAACAUUGGCUACUACGCUUUAGUCUUCUUCUUCACGACAGGGGUCUUCAUCAUGAUCGUCACUAAGAUUGUCCAAGCCCGACACAUAAAAGCGCCUGAUGGCAAGAGAAAGACGUUCAGAAAGCAGCUCAUGAUGGUGUUGAGUUUGUUCCUGCUCUUCGGCCUGACGUGGGCUGUGGCGUUCUUCAGUUAUGGAGUGAUGCUCAUUCCCUCAUAUUACAUCUUCACCGUGCUGAACUCGUUUCAGGGGUUUUUCCUCUUUCUGUAUUACUACCACAUUCACAAUGAUGUAGCGGGAAGUUUCUCUGAUGAUCCAGAAAGCUCCAGCUUCACCACAGCCAUCACUCAGUCCAGUUUUACAGCUUGUUAAAACGACUUACACAUAAUUUCUGAAAUUUCUGACUCUUUUUCUCUAAACUCUACACACAAAACACAUGCAAAACAUCACACUUCUCUGGCAAAAGCAAACACUUCAUUCACUGAACUGACUUGAGCUGAAUAAUGACAAUAUUGGCUUUAUACAAUCUGUAUAGUAUAAAGCACUGUAGAAAUUUCAGAUUCAUUUCAAAUUAGGUACAUUUACACUUUAAACAGAAAUGCGUGGUGGUGGUGGGGGGUAAUUUAUUUCUUUUUUUGAAACAUAAGUUUUGAUUGAACAAAUAAGGUAUCAGUGUUUCACACAUGACUGUUGGGUGUAGGUAGUCAGGAAAUGACUGACAUUUAAAUGGCAGUUUCCCAAAUGAAUCACAAGAGCUGUUAGAUCUGAGUGAUGUGUCUAAUGUAGAGAACUGUGAGUAGAGUUUUGGAAAAAGUGCUUGUUUUAAUAUUGCGAACUGUGUAAAGCAGUGAAUGGUUUCACUGAGUGCCACUCUUAGUAAGCAAUUAAAAAAAAAAAAACCUAAUGCUGUGGAAAAUAUUUAUUAUCUAAGCAUAAUAAAGACAGAAUGGUUCCUUUGACUUUCUGAGACUGAUUUGAACAGUCGUUGUUUAAAGGGAAACUGUAAAUCAAAUUUUCACUAAAGUGAUGUAUGUACAUGGUAUUGUUAGAGGUUAUUGUUAUGUAUGUUCUUGUGGGAGGAUUGAAUUGUGCUGAAUAUUAGUGAUGUUAGAUUUAUUGAGUGUUAUAAUCAUCCUGCUGUCCUGUAUGUUUCAGCAUUUCAGAGACACAAACUGAAUAGGCAUCUACUGAACCUCUUUAAAAAACAAAUUUGCAUCUUCAGGAUAAAACUAUUGACGGCUGUGGGUUCAGAUAUUUCCUUGAUCACGCAUGUGGAAUAUAUUUGGUUACUGAAAAUGCAAGAACGAAAACAUGGUGUCAAAAUCAGAUAAUGACUUUAAUGUGUUAUAUCUCUGAGAGCCUCUCAUGUGAUUGUAAUAAAUCUAAUAAAAUGUGCAAAAAAAAAAAAAAUUUAAUCAUGAUGGACUUUCAGUGGCUUUUGUCAAACUUAUAAACAUGUGAAUGUCAAGAUAUUGCCACGAGUGCCAU